CUCACUCCGGCUCUCCAAUUUUCGAUGGCCGUCUUUUCCCCCACUUCCGUCAUCUCUCUUUCAUCGCCCAAUGCGCGUCCGUCACGCUCUUCUUCGUUUCCUGCCUCCUCCUCUGCCGCCUUUCCUCCACGGCUUCGAUCUCCGGCAAUGGUGGGUUCUUCCUCCCCUCGUGUCGUCGCUCGCUUCUCGCCUCCUUCCCAACUGGAGCCUGUCCCAGACGGGGCCAAUCCAAGACCUCAUGCAGCAAGUAUGACACCCUUUGGUGCGAUCACAGAUGAAAGUUCCAUGCCGAAGCCAUCAUAUAAAUGGCAUAGGGUAUUGCUGAAAGUAAGCGGGGAAGCACUUGCUGGAGAUCACACACAAAAUAUUGAUCCAAAGAUUACGAUGUCGAUUGCAAGGGAGGUUGCUUCUGUCACGAGACUUGGGAUUGAGGUUGCCAUAGUGGUUGGUGGGGGUAAUAUCUUCCGUGGAGCCUCUUGGGCAGGGUGUAGUGGUCUUGACCGAGCUUCUGCAGAUUACAUUGGCAUGCUGGCAACAGUUAUGAAUGCAAUUUUCCUGCAAGCAACAAUGGAAAGCAUUGGCAUUCCUACACGUGUCCAGACUGCAUUUCGCAUGUCAGAAGUUGCAGAGCCAUAUAUAAGAAGAAGGGCUAUGAGGCAUUUGGAGAAAGGGAGAGUUGUUAUAUUUGCUGCUGGAACUGGCAAUCCCUUCUUCACAACGGAUACCGCUGCUGCUCUCCGCUGUGCAGAAAUUAAUGCGCAGGUUAUGCUUAAAGCAACAAAUGUUGAUGGUGUAUAUGACGAUGACCCCAAGCUUAACCCAAAUGCUCACAUUCUUGACACUCUAAGCUAUCAUGAUGUGACCACAAAGGAUCUCUCUGUGAUGGACAUGACUGCUGUUACUUUGUGCCAAGAAAAUAAAAUACCUGUUGUUGUGUUUAACUUGAAUAAACCUGGAAAUAUUGCAAAAGCUAUUGUUGGUGAGAAGGUCGGUACUCUGAUUGGUGGAAUUCCAAAUGAGCAGCAACGGUAUGAACGAAGCAUGAUAAGUCAUGAAUUGAAGACGUUAAACAACUUCGAAAUUUAAGAUUUUGUUUAUUUAUUUAUCUAAUUGUGAGCUGCAUGUUUGUGCACGGGUGUAAGUGGGGAGGGGCUGGAUAUGCUUCACAAAUUUAUGAAUUAUCUAGCUGUAUAUGAAUUUUGUAGAGUUGUUUUUAGUCUUUAAAAGAUCUUUAAGCUUCAAAGAGAAGCUUUUUGGGGGAAUCUUGCUAUUUGCUUAAUAAUGAUCUUUGUCUGCCUCAUUAUUGGAA
Phoenix dactylifera (date palm) is the source of this 1309-nucleotide messenger RNA. RefSeq names its product Amino acid kinase family protein. Gene Ontology annotation, cellular component: cytoplasm. Gene Ontology annotation, biological process: UDP biosynthetic process. Lineage: Eukaryota; Viridiplantae; Streptophyta; Magnoliopsida; Arecales; Arecaceae. Gene Ontology annotation, molecular function: UMP kinase activity. The record is from RefSeq and is a predicted model, not a curated record.